Molecule: messenger RNA, 615 nt
Organism: Lodderomyces theae
Lineage: Eukaryota; Fungi; Ascomycota; Pichiomycetes; Serinales; Debaryomycetaceae
Exons: 1
Coding region: 1-615 (204 amino acids)
Source: RefSeq, a predicted model, not a curated record
AUGUCAAACACGCCCCCGACAACGCCUGCAAACACCAAUCUAUUCACCACUCGGGACUACCGUGGUGCUACAAUCGAAGACUUGAACAUCCCACAAGCAAUAUCCACCAACCCCACUUCAUCCAUCUACGAAGCUAUAGAAAUUGGAUACGAGUAUGAGUUCACGUAUUUGCCAGUAAUACACGAGUUGAACAAGCGAUUGUUGGGUGUUGUCAAUCUAGAGCAGUUCAAAACGGGGUCACCACAACAGCCACAACAGCAAAAACAGCAAAAACAGGAGAAUAGAGAUCAGAAUGUGCAGCCUAUUGUAUUCAAUUACAUGUUGUGGUUUAACCCAUCGGCCAAACGCAAGUAUGAGCAAGAGAUCUUACACAAGAAAGAUGAUACUGGAAGUAAGAGUCAAGUAACCAAAACUACUCCAAAGACCAAGAUUUUGAAACCCAGGGGUAAAAGAUACAGUGUUUUAACUCCUUACAGUCCUUUGGAGGAUUUGGCUUCCUUUUUCAACAGAGGAAACUACUUUGCCAUCGUCACCAAUGAUCUGGGUAAUUUUGUAUACGGAGUAGUCACACCUCAAGAUCUACUCAAGUAUGAACAAAGUCGACCAAAGUUGUAG